AUGGGGGUAAUAUCGCUUUACAAUGAAGAAGGAGAAUUUCUGAAGGGAGAUGAAAUCUUGCAUUUGUUCCCAGAGUGUGAAGACUGGAUGAGAGGCUUCCAAAGAUGCCUAAAGUUACCUCCCUCUCAUAAAGUAGAAGAUAAUCAUCCACAGAUUGUCAAUAAUAGAACUGGAUAUAGACUGGGUGAGAUGUCUGCGAGUUCUCAAAGUGGAAAACAUUUUGAAGAUAAAUCUUAUCUUUAUAUGCACAAGAAAAUUCACAAGGAUGAAAGGCCAUUUCCAUGUUCAGAAUAUGAGAAAGUUGUUAAUACAAAAGCAUAUAUUGUUGAAUAUCAGAGAAUUCACACAGGAGAGAAGCUGAUUCCAUGUCCAGAAUGCGGGAAGCGUUUUAAGAGUAAGAAUGAUAUUAUGAUACAUCUGAAAACUCACACAGGAGAAAAGACAAAUUGCUCCUCAGAAUGUGGAAAAACUUUUACUCAAAAAUCACAUCUUGUUCAACAUCUAAGAACUCACACAGGAGUGAAGCCAUAUUUAUGUACUGAAUGUGGUAAAUGUUUUAGUGAGAAAUCAAGUCUUAUUAAACAUCAGAAAACUCACACGGGAGAGAAGCCAUUUUCAUGUUCUGAAUGUGAGAAAUGUUUUAGUCAGAAAUCAAAUCUUACUGGACAUCAGAGAAUUCACACAAGAGAGAAGCCAUAUUCAUGUCCUGAAUGUGGGAAAUGUUUUUAUCGGAAAUCACAUCUUCAUAUACAUCAGAGAACUCACACAGGAGAGAAACCAUAUCCAUGUCCUAAAUGUGAGAAAUGGUUUGCUGAGAAAACUAGUUUUAAUAGACAUCAGAAAGCUCAUACAGGAGAGAAGCCAUUUUCAUGUCCUGAAUGUGGGGAGAGUUUUACUGACAAACCAAGACUUAUUAAACAUCAGAGAACUCAUACAGGAGAGAAGCCAUUUUCAUGUCCUGAAUGUGAGAAAUGUUUUAGUGAUAAAUCAAAUCUUGUUAAACAUCAGAGAAUUCACACAGGGGAGAAGCCAUAUUCAUGUGUUGAAUGUGGCAUAUGUUUUAGUCAAAAAUCAAGUAUUGUUAGACAUCAGAGAAUUCACACAAAAGAGAAGCCAUAUUAA
Bufo bufo (common toad) is the source of this 1122-nucleotide messenger RNA. RefSeq names its product gastrula zinc finger protein XlCGF17.1-like. The record is from RefSeq and is a predicted model, not a curated record. The coding region runs from base 1 to 1122 and encodes 373 amino acids. The transcript has 3 exons. Gene Ontology annotation, molecular function: DNA-binding transcription factor activity, RNA polymerase II-specific; RNA polymerase II cis-regulatory region sequence-specific DNA binding. Lineage: Eukaryota; Metazoa; Chordata; Amphibia; Anura; Bufonidae. Gene Ontology annotation, biological process: regulation of transcription by RNA polymerase II.